GUUAAAUCCAGCCAUGUCAAGUGCAGAGAGAAAAGCGAGCGGAGGGUUAAAACUAAUCUGAAAAGAAGGGCCGUUAUCGGUUUCUUUUAUCGGCCAGCAGAGGCCUCGCACGAAAGACAUGCCCCGUUUGUUUAGGCUUUAGGCGCCAACUUUUAACCGGGCCGAGGAAUCCCCCCAGAAUGUCCCCUGUCCUCGGACAGUGAGCCGCGCUUCUCGGAGAGGAUAACGGGGAUCAGAGGAGUGAACCUGCUGCCGCUCCCGCGGUGGAUGUGACCCACUAGUUACAGUAUCUGCGCUCGGAGACGGAUGUGGACGCGCACCAAUGAUGUCAGGAAAGCAUUACAAGGGCCAGGAGGUCAGCUGCUGCAUCAAAUACUUCAUAUUUGGAUUUAACAUCAUAUUUUGGUUGUUGGGGGUGGCCUUCCUGGGCAUUGGAUUGUGGGCAUGGAAUGAAAAGGGUGUGCUCUCAAACCUGUCCUCUAUCACUGAUCUUGGUGGGUUUGAUCCCGUCUGGCUCUUUCUGGUGGUGGGAGGGGUGAUGUUCAUUCUGGGUUUUGCUGGCUGCAUUGGAGCGCUGAGAGAGAACACCUUCCUGCUCAAAUUUUUCUCCGUGUUUCUGGGGAUUAUAUUCUUCUUGGAGCUGACAGCAGGAGUUCUUGCCUUUGUUUUUAAGGACUGGAUCAAAGACCAACUCAACUUCUUCAUUAACAACAACAUCAGAGCCUAUAGAGACGACAUCGACCUCCAGAACCUUAUCGACUUCACUCAGGAAUAUUGGGAGUGCUGUGGGGCAUUUGGAGCUGAUGACUGGAACCUCAACAUCUACUUCAAUUGUACAGAAAGCAAUCCCAGCAGAGAGAAGUGUGGGGUGCCCUUCUCCUGUUGCACCAAGGACCCAGCGGAGGAUGUCAUCAACACGCAGUGCGGAUAUGAUGUCCGGGCUAAAUCGAGUGAAGAGCAAAGGACGUACAUCCAUGUGAAAGGCUGCGUGCCUCAGUUCGAGAAGUGGUUACAGGACAACCUGACAGUAGUGGCGGGCAUCUUUAUAGGAAUUGCACUGCUACAGAUAUUUGGAAUAUGUCUGGCCCAAAACCUAGUGAGUGAUAUUGAAGCAGUACGGGCAAGCUGGCUACUGCCUCCCUCAUACGUCGCUCACCGCCUCCCACCCCACUCCAGCAAGAAAGUGCACUCCUGAAGGAGGUGUGUGCUCACUCGCUUGUUCUCCUGAAGCAGAAGCAUCCCAGCAUACGUUCACAGGAAUACGCCUGAAUAAGAGCGCCAGCAACGCAGCAACUCUACAUGCCAAGUUCACCAGGUCAUAUAUGUAUAGAUGUGACCUGCACCACUGUCUUUUACUACGUGUAAAUAUUGAUUUUUCUAGAGUGUUUCUUGUGUCAAACACUUGUGUAAGAAAUAUAAAAAGUGUGGCUCUGUGUGUGGGUGUGUCUGAGCUGUGAGAGCUGUGUCCCCAAUGCACUGCAUGCCUCUCACACCGGAAAACUCCAGCAUUUUUCAACCUAAACUCUCUGCUGCAUACAAAGUCUGUUAAAUCAAAAUUGUCUUGGAACAUUCAUUGUUUCCUGUGGUUUAUCCUGUAGUUUAUUGGUAUUUUGAGCUCAAUAUAAUGGCUUUUAAGUUGUGGGACACCAUCUACAAGCAAGAUGAUAGAAUGAUAAUAAGAUAGAUACAUGAAAAUAAGUGGAGAAAUUGUUAUUAGUCAAUUUUAUCCAACUUGGUAACAAAUUACCAUAAAUUCUUCCCUCUGGAAAACAUAUCUUUGAAAGAACCAACUAUGCAGCUUUACAACUUCAUUUACAAACACCUUUGACUGCAGAAUUCAGGAAAAUGUUCUACAGAAAUAUGUUUUGCAUCCAUAUUUACUGACAAUUCUCCGUUUGCCCAUUUGGAUCUGUUUUGCGUCACAAAAUGUUCAGUACUUUUCUAAGAACAGGGACGCCAAGUUAAGACCCAUUACCAAUUAACCAUAUGCUACAGAUGCAGCAGACGAUUACGCUUAAAGUGCUGCUUGUUUUUUUGUGUAAGGAUAGCUGUGCAUACAGAAGCUAGAGCAAGGGUGCGCAACUCUGUCCUGGAGGGGCUGGUGUCCAGUACAGUUUGGUAACUUACCUGCUUAAGCACACCUGAUUACACUCAUCUGUUAGUAGCCAGGUGGGUGGGUUUGCUUAAGCAGACAUUAGAGACCAGGUGUGUGUUGGACCAGAACUCUCCAGAGUGGUAGAUCUCCAGGACCAGGACUGAACACCCCUGCUAUGAAGAAAGUUACGGUCCACUUUAAGGGCAUCAUUAUUGGCUCUGCUGGAAGCUGUGGAUAUAGCUGAUGUCAUCAGCUUGUGUUUUCUUUAUCUUUGUUUCUGUGACACCAUUUUUAAAAAUGCAGUGUCAGCUUUCUCUGUCAAAAUCCAUGUAAACACUUUAAUUUAUGCCAGCUGUAUGGUGGCACUCUUUUGUCUCAGAGGGUGUGUGAUUAUUCUAUGUCAAGCAACAGUCCACAAUCUUUUCUGAACAAACUCUGCUACAGCAGUGAAAUGAACAGUAACAGUGUUGUCAGGUUUAAGCACUAAUCAGAAAGAUGUUUGUUCAGAGGUCAGGGUUAUAGAUAACAUGCAAUACAUAAGUAGAUGGCUUUAUAUAUUUAGCAGAUUCAGGACAGGAUGUCUUUUUCAUUAUUUGAAAGCAGUGUAAAGGGGAAUUUCACAGAUUUUUCAAAUACUUCUGCACAGUUCAAUAGUUGAGGCAAACAAAGUCAUUCACAGUGUUGUGAUGUAAAACGGUGCAUUGAAGAGAAAUGUAUCACCUCAGAUGUCUUUACAGUGUUGCUGAUGGGGAUAACAGCAUUUAUUAACAUUAAUUUUAUUUACUAUCCAACGCAACCAGUUAAUCUACACACCCCAGUUUUUAUAUGCAAUGUUGAUCAUGUAAAAACAGCAGUAAGUCUGAAAAAAUGAUGUUUUCUUUGGGUACUUUUUUUUCCCCUUUGACACCCUGCGUGUACCUCUAAUAAGACAUUUUAGGCCUAAAACGUACCUCACAACUGUGGUAAAACGACGUCUCGGGCAUCAGACGGCAUAAACAUUUCAUGUAAGAACUUUUUGUAAUGUAGAUUUAACUAUUUUGUAUGUCUGGUUCCCAUCACCACUACUGUGAUUCUGUCUUGGUAAGUUUCUCUAGAACCGUGCAUUUCAAAACAGAUGUUUACGGACAUCUUGACUGUUUACGUAUAUUAACAAUGUGAACAAUCGAUGUGAAUUCAGAUUAUAGAUGGAUAGACUGGAUACAUAUGGCAAAGAACUUUGUAAGCCUUUACAUGUCUAGAACACAUAAAUACACAGUUUAUAUAAGCCAAGUAUUUUUUGUCAUCUAUUGUAGUUUUACAUGUAAAGAUCACUCUUCACACAAUUUAUUUGAAGCAUUAACAUGACUGGAGUUCCACAAAAGUGCAGAGUCAAAUGAAAAUCUGUACAGUUAACUAGAAGGAUGUAAAAAUGUGUAAGAAAGUGUUUUAUUAAAUAAUCACAUGUUAGAGGGGGCCAGAGUUUGUGAUAUUUACCAGUGUGCUGACCUGCUGACAUUGUGAAGAAAGGUAUUAACAUUAAAGCUGAUGAAGGGAUCACUA
This is a messenger RNA of Pygocentrus nattereri (red-bellied piranha), 3634 nucleotides long. RefSeq names its product tetraspanin 5a (gene tspan5a). The record is from RefSeq and is a predicted model, not a curated record. The coding region runs from base 323 to 1195 and encodes 290 amino acids. NCBI's taxonomy places the organism in Eukaryota, Metazoa, Chordata, Actinopteri, Characiformes, Serrasalmidae. The transcript has 11 exons. Gene Ontology annotation, cellular component: membrane. Gene Ontology annotation, biological process: regulation of vascular endothelial growth factor signaling pathway; protein maturation; protein localization to plasma membrane.